AUGGCCGAUACAAGCCACCUGAAACUUGUUGGUCUACGGGGGAAUAAUCUUUAUUUCAGGUUCCCAGGAGGGACACCAGAUGGAUCAAACGAACAUUGGCGUCGUGUCUAUAUGGACACGUUCAUAAUAUUCACACUUGGAAUAAGCAAUCAGAUCAUUGGCGACUACCGAGAAACAGCAGCUGUGGAAGUUUUCCAAGAUUUGGCUAAGGAGCGCCAUCGCGAGCGAGCUUCCGACAGUGUUGAGAUGCAGAUCGAUCAACGGACGUGGAACAAACUCUUCUCGAGGUUUCAAGGGUUAAUUUCCACAAAGCCAAUUCCUACAUUUCCCUGGAAGAUUCCCAACUGCCAGAUCCUUAGCCCGUCAUCAACUGCAUACCGAGCUUGGAGGGAGGUUUUGGGCUUGCCCUGCAAAGUAUUCGGGAAUGUCGAUCCCGGAGAGUCUGAGUUAACAACUCGCGUCCUCGAAACCUGUACCGUUAAGGAUGGGAGAGAAAUACUCCAAGUGGUAGGCCAUGCCAAAUACUUCAAGGGGUUCGGAGGUGAAAUCAGAGACAAAAAGUUUUGGCAUAAAGAAUGGCAUAAAGUUUGGUUCAAAGCCGCAAUGAUGUCUUCCAAUAACCGAUCAAGCAGCACACCUAAGCCGUCAACAGUAGAGAACCCAUUCUCAGAGAUAAAGAACCCCUUCGCACCAGUCAGUCCUGCGCCACCGAUGGGUGAGAAAAGAAAGAUUGGGCCAAAAGAGGACGAGCCAAAGGGCGAUUUUAAAGUGCCGAAAACGUCCGCCUCCACGACCAAGCCCGGCUUCUUGGCUCCAACAUUUAACCAGCCGGACACCAUCUCACCAGCCUCGUACUCUUUGCCUACUGCAGCGCCUGGCCUUGCUGUUACCAAUUCAAACUCCAUGGCCAAGGAACCUGGAACAAUUCAGGGACAUCAAGUUAUAGGCUUAAAUGGACCAUCAGUGAGCAAGAACUCCGAAGUAGGAGGGCUGUUUGGACCACCAGAAUCCACCGCUGCGAGCGUGGGAGCACCACCAACAUCCACCGUUUCGAGCGUGGGAGGGCUGUUUGGACCACCACCAUCCACCGCUGCGAGUGUGGGAGCAUCACCAACAUCCGCCGUUACGAGCGUAGGAGGAAUAUUUAGACUACCACCAUCCCCCGCUACGAGCGUGGGAGGGCUGUUUGGACCACCACCAUCCACCGUUUCGAGUGUGGGAGGGCUGUUUGGACCACCACCAUCCACCCUCGCGAGCGAGGAUGCAGGUCCCCCAGCUCCUGCAUUUGAGGAUGGGGCUGGCACGCGAAAGCUGCCAAACUUCAGUGAUAGUCCGCCGAUUCACAAGACUCUCGUGAACUGCUGGGAAGCUCUAUCAAAAUCCAAAUAUUGGAUCAAAUCGCGAAUGGUAACCGCUGCUUUCGAAAUCAGGCUGCCAGACGCCAAGAUCACAGACCAACUGUUGCCAACUGGUCGAAUCGUCACGAGUAGGCACUCAUCUCUGUUCCAAAUUGAGCGUCGCGGUGUUACUGAUGACGAUCUCUGCCUCGGGAUCAACUUAUGUCAACAUUUCGCCCGUGAGCUCUCCGAGGCCCAGAUGGAUAUCCUAAGGGAUACCUGGAGAUGCAUCGUCAGAUGGGUGACUUUUGUGUGCCAAGGCGCUGGCAUCGAGUUUACGAAAUGGUGCUUCCUAUGGUCAAGGAACCUGUGCCCUCUGAUGGAUAAUCACGUUUCGGAACAACAGACAUGGGUAUGGCUGGAACGAAACGAGAAGACUACUUCCAUCGAGUUGGUCAAAAGUUUGCCUCGAGAAUCCGACUGCCAAUUCGCAAAAGAAAUUUCAGAGAAGAUAUCCAAAAUCAUAAACGAGCAUAAGAGCUCCGAGGACAAUGAAGGAUUAUUGCAAGCAGUGAGCUCGGCGGUGCUCGCAGAAAAAGUCUUUUCCAAUCCUCGGAGUCGCCUUAUGCAGGCUCUUAUGAUUGCUGUCUACUCUAUAGCUACAAGUAAGUUCGAGACAGAGUCUUUCUCUGAAGCUCAACGGCUCUAUGUUUUGAUCCGGGAGGGGCAUCCCACCCUACAGAUAACGUAG
Clonostachys rhizophaga is the source of this 2088-nucleotide messenger RNA. The record is from the annotation of a GenBank genome assembly. NCBI's taxonomy places the organism in Eukaryota, Fungi, Ascomycota, Sordariomycetes, Hypocreales, Bionectriaceae.